AAAUUCUAAAGAUUCUUGUGCCAAUCUGAAAAGUUCCUGGAAUAAAUUACUUGAGUUUUGAAAGAAAUUUGGAUGUGGACAAUUAUGUGCAACAAGUAUGCUUACAUUUCUACUACAAAAAGAAACCUUGACUCUUGAUUGUGAAUUAUACUUGUGCAACCAUUUGCAAGAUAAAAUGCUUAUUUUUUGUUUCACUAUAACAUUUAGAAUUUUUGUGCUGACAUUUCCAUCUUUUCUAUGUAAAAAUCAGAUAUUUGUCUUCAUUCUGAAACAAAGGUUGCAUCUUUCUUGCAUUGGCAAUCCUACAUCUUCCAACAAGUUGUGUCAUUUGGGUGCCUUGGUGUUGCCAAGAUGUACUAUAGGUUUUCUCAAGCUGAAUGUUGCAUAUGAAUUUUGAUGAACAUUGAUCACCAAUGGCAGUGAAAACUGGUGUGAGGUCUCAAGACUUCUCGCAGCGGUUCUGGUAUACCUUGUCCCGUGCGAUCAGUGAGCUCUGUGUGAUCAUAUUGCUCCAUGUGGCUUCUACAACUUCAUAUGUGGCCAUAAGGUUGGCACACAUCAGUAGGCUAAGGGCUCCAUGCACCAUGUGCUCAAGACUGGACCAAGCCCUCCAUGGCAAGGCAUGGUUCUCCACUGGUUUGGUGUGUGCUGCCCAUAGGUCCGAGAUAUCAUCUUUGGCAUACUGCAAGAGUCACAAAAAUCUUGCACAUUCUGCUGAUCUCUGCAAGAGAUGCCUUGAUGCAUGCACCCUGACAGGCUUUGUCGAUGAGGUUAAUUUUCGAUCAGGAUCGAGGUCUAGACAGUUAUGUUCUUGUUGUUUGGAGCCAUUCAAGAAGGCGUGCAACGCACAUAAGCUUUAUGAAACUGCUGAUGUCAAGGAGCCCUCACAUAAUGUGCAUGGUUCAGACAAAAUCAAGCAGAGGAACCAUGUUGCUGUGGUAGAAAAAAUCAAUCCUGCCAUGCCACCCAAGGUUGUACCUGAACAGGUCUCUAUAGAUCAUUCAAAAGUUAAAGUGGGUAUUGAGGAAGUCAGGGAGUCAGAUGCUUCACCGGGCACAUAUGAACAAUCUACAAAGGAUAAUGGUGCUUCUUCAAAUGCUGGUUUGGCAGCAAAGCCUGCACCUAGUGGGUCAGCCCUGCCUUCGCGCAUUUUCGUCGAUCGCAACAACAGUAUUAAGAACACUUUCGUCGGUAGGGUCAAUCUGCCAUCUCCUCGCCCAUCAGAGAUAAUCUCUGCCCGGGACAACAAUUCUACCACUCAACAAGAAGUGAAGGCACUCCUUACACAGAUGUCCUCUGUAAGGGGCCUUGACUAUUCCUGGACUGAAGGAAUAAGUAGUAUUGAUACCAUGAUUCAGAACGAUGAAAGCAAUGGUACCAGCAGGAGGCCAUACCUCGAGAGAAAUUACUCCGUGUUGGAACCGUCGGAUGCAAACCUUGGCAUUUGUGAAGCUGAAGGAGAGAUCUCACUUGAGAGUUUGAAGCGGCAGAUUGAUAUCAACAAGAAGUCAAUGCUUGUCCUUUAUAAGGAGCUUGAGGAAGAAAGGAGCGCUUCGGCAAUUGCAGCUAGCCAAGCCAUGGCCAUGAUCAACAGAUUGCAUGAGGAAAAGGCUGCUAUGCAGAUGGAAGCACUACAAUAUCUUAGGAUGAUGGAAGAGCAGGCUGACCAUGACCAUGAAGCGAUACAGAAUCUACACGACUUGCUUACAGAGAGGGAGAAAGAAUUACUUGACAUGGAUGCCGAACUAGACAGUUAUCGGAGGCUACUCCAGCAUGACCAAUUUAAUGGGGGGAAUUUUGAUGAUACAGUGGACAAUACACAUGGAUAUGACAAGAAUGUGUCAUUUGAUGUCUUGAAUGCAUCGGAAUUCAUGAUGAGCACCAUGUUAGGUUUCGAAGAAGAAAAGACAUACAUUUUGGAAUCACUAGGUAGAUUGGAGGAAAAGCUUCGCAUUUCUACAUACAAGCUUGCUUUUGAUGAUGCCAAAAACAUUCAAGAGACAUUGCUUGGAGAUCAUAUAGGGGAUGAAUCAACUUCUUUUCAGCAAUCAAUUGAGAAGAAGGAAAAGGAUGAGUGUUCAUGUUCUUCUUUCGACAACGAAAAAAUAUGUGGCAUAAACAAUAUUCAUGAUGAAAUUUCACUCUUGGAUACACGACUGAGGGCCCUUGAAGAUGAUCAUGAGUUUCUCAAGCGGGUACUCAGUUCCCUCAAAGGCGACGGGCUUCAGUGUGUACGAGACAUAAUGAGCCAUUUACAUGAGUUGCGAAGAGUUGCAGCUCAAUGAAGAGAACCUGUUUUGUCUUGACUUGAGAAGUCUACCAACUCUUCUCAGUUCCAUACUUGAAACAUUGACACACUUUGAUCUUGACUUUUCCAGCAGUGCCUCUCGUGUGGAGAUUU
Molecule: messenger RNA, 2401 nt
Organism: Triticum urartu
Lineage: Eukaryota; Viridiplantae; Streptophyta; Magnoliopsida; Poales; Poaceae
Product: putative myosin-binding protein 5
Molecular function (GO): myosin binding
Source: RefSeq, a predicted model, not a curated record